Molecule: messenger RNA, 791 nt
Organism: Ixodes scapularis (black-legged tick)
Lineage: Eukaryota; Metazoa; Arthropoda; Arachnida; Ixodida; Ixodidae
Exons: 2
Coding region: 18-791 (257 amino acids)
Source: RefSeq, a predicted model, not a curated record
CAGGGACAUCGUUCGUGAUGCCCGGGAGAGCUUGGACGUCGCCCGACUGCAACAGGCUGAGCAGUACAACCGAGGUCACCGGGACGUGCAAUUCCACGUUGGAGACUUGGUGCUGCGCCGGACACACCCACUUAGUAACGCAGCCAGAGGUUUCACGGCAUCCCUGGCUGAUAGGUGGGACGGUCCAUAUAGACAUGCCGCGAGUCAAUCAGGCUGCCAGACGGUCCCCAUCACCACCCCGGCACUGGCGACCCAGACGCUACUACCAGCCCAGGGGACGAGACAACCCGAACAACCACCACCGCCGGGGAUCCAGACGAUCGCACCAGCGGUCUACGGCCACCUGGGGCACCCUCGACAACCACGGACACCCAGUGGCCUGGUCGUCCAGCCUCGCUUGGCACGACCAGCCGCGCCCUUUGACGGUUGACAUGGACGCCCAGGUGCCUGAACCUUUCAGAGGCUUCACGCUGAACACCCACCGCCCGGCGAACCCACCACAAAGUUACACGGAAGACGAGCGCCGACUCCUGUGCCCGCUCUGCGAGGUGCCAGAAAUCCACCGCCGUACCCACAGAGCUGGAGCACUUCAUCGCUCGCGGGAGUCAGCAGCCGCCGCAAGGGCAGCCAUCUUACACCUCGAAAGGAUGAGGGACGACGAUCUAGCUCGCGCCAUCGCCGUUAUCAGGAGGCUCCGUCCUGCUCUCCUCCGCCCCCCAUCCCACGCAGACCCGUCACCACCAGGUGCUGCGGAGAUCGCGAUAAACAUUGAUGACGACGAGCAACUCUGA